Clupea harengus (Atlantic herring) is the source of this 2080-nucleotide messenger RNA. RefSeq names its product interleukin 13 receptor, alpha 1 (gene il13ra1). Gene Ontology annotation, biological process: cytokine-mediated signaling pathway. The record is from RefSeq and is a predicted model, not a curated record. Gene Ontology annotation, cellular component: external side of plasma membrane. The transcript is spliced from 11 exons. Gene Ontology annotation, molecular function: cytokine receptor activity; protein binding. The coding region runs from base 209 to 1435 and encodes 408 amino acids. NCBI's taxonomy places the organism in Eukaryota, Metazoa, Chordata, Actinopteri, Clupeiformes, Clupeidae.
CACACAGCGCAUGAGUUUCUGUUGGAGAUGUCCGUCGAGGGAGGUAGAUUGGACGUGGCGCUUUCCGAGCGGGGCUGUCUGUGUGCGGCUCAAUACAUUGUUGGUGUAAUCAAAUUCCAUUCUUGGAUAUAAACAUAUUCCUGAUUGGGCUGCGAGGCUCUUCUUGGUUUGGGGAUUUUCCUGUUUGGAUUGAGCGACUCGACUCGUCAUGACUUUCCUCUACUGGAAUAUUUCAAUACUCCUGUGUUUUUAUUGCGUUUCCCUGGCAGUAGCAGACGCAGCAGGGGAGCUGCCUGCACCUGUGAAUCCUCAGGUGUUCUGGUUGUCGGAGUUUUGCCCGAGAAUUAAUUGGACCAGACCAGACAUUUCGGACACAUGCGUGGUUAACUAUACAAUCGAUACAAAGUCCAGGGCCUCAAAAGAGCAGGAGGUCUGGGACCUGGUUUAUCACAGCCGCUAUCCAGGGACCAGCGCGGUGGUCCCCUGUAUGUCUCGGGAGAAGGACAUCCGCUUCAUCAUCACAACAGUCCCUACAGCAAACUGCAAGCAGCACUCUGAUAGCGAGCCUUUCAACUUGACAGUCCCACAUCAGCCAGAGGUUGUGAAGGACUUCAUGUGUGGCUUCUACACCAAUCAAGACAUCAACUGCACCUGGCUCCCUUCAGACAACGUCAUAAACCUGCAGAGUUACUACUGGUUUCCAGGUACUCCUGCUGACCUCAAUCCGUGUCCACUGGUCAUGGUCAAGGGCUCGCAGCUGAUUGGCUGCCACCUGAACAGCAGCCACCUCCACCCCAGUCUGGAGCUGUACUUCCUGAUCAACGGCACCCGGGGGAACUCCGUCCUCACCAGCACCUUCAAGAGGAGCCUGAGGAAACUCUUCAAACCCCCCCCUCCUGAAGUGACCAUUAAUCUGACCAGCCCCAAGACGCUACGCUUCUCCUGGGACCCUCUGGACUUCGAUCGCUACUCUCACUGCAUCCAGUACAAGUACAACUACAGCGAGUGCGGCAAAAUUCAUAUAGACACCAUCUUGGAGACCAGCGUGUCUGUGGAUUACGUCCCCAAAUGCAGAUACUCGGUGUCGGUGAAGACCAUGGUCGGCGAACUCUGUGGACAGGGGGAGAGUGAACCUAGUCGAGUUAAAUACUACGAAGCGUCUGAAGGCAGCACAAGCGUGGUCCCCAUACUGGUGGUCAUUUCUGUGGGCAUCCUGGGAUUCUUCUGCGUGCUCCUGUUCUUCUUCUUCCACAAGUAUAAGGAGAAGCUUCUGCCAAAGAUCCCCGAGCCCAGUCUGGGUGUAAGCGUCAGAGGACUGAUGGAGCUUCUCUACGUGCCGGUGAAGGAGGAGGUGGAGAUCAGCCUGGAGGUGUAUCCCAACAACGGAGAUGUGUGGCAAGACAGCAGAGUUGUGAAACCCACACACACUCUGUGAAGACCCCGAGGUCACAGUGGCAGUAGAUCCAUGGCCCAGUCCUUUGCUGAGGUCAGAAAAUGAACUGUAUUUAGCAGAGCCUGGCAUUCUUAAGGAGGACUUGAGCUAUGGGACCCCUCUGGUGUGCAUCACUCCUCCAGGACUACCUUAAGGAGCAGAUGUGUGCAGGAAAAACCUCUCAGCUCACUACGUCCUUAGCUUCCUGCCUUUGUUCACAUUGGCUUUGACCGCCUCGUUAGUGCAUGCGUGCGCGUGGUGGUGGUUGUGUGUGUGUGUGUGUGUGUGUGUGUGUGUGUGUGUGUGUGUGUGUGUGUGUGUGUGUGUGUGUGUGUGUGUGUGUGUGUGUGUGCAUAUGUAUAUAUGAUUGAAACUGUAAAUUAAGGAUUUCUCUAUCAGACUGUGCCAAACUGUGAGACACAGGUUCUUUAUGUGUUUGUGUGUGUGUGUGUUGUGUGUGUGUGUGUGUGUAUACAUAUACACUGUGUAUCAGAUUGGGACUGUGCAAAAUAAGUGAAAUCUGAAUCGGACUGUGCCAUACAAGAUUGUGCCUUAAUCAGACACAGUGUGUGUGCGUGUGUGUGUGUGUGUGUGUGUGUGUGUGUAUACAUAUACACUGUGUAUCAGAUUGGGACUGUGCAAAAUAAG